Molecule: messenger RNA, 3778 nt
Organism: Rhineura floridana
Lineage: Eukaryota; Metazoa; Chordata; Lepidosauria; Squamata; Rhineuridae
Product: transmembrane protease serine 11A-like
Exons: 12
Coding region: 360-1610 (416 amino acids)
Biological process (GO): proteolysis
Cellular component (GO): plasma membrane; extracellular region
Molecular function (GO): serine-type endopeptidase activity
Source: RefSeq, a predicted model, not a curated record
GAUCAUGCCACACAACCUACUGUGAGUGCAGCCCAGUGGAAGGAAGGCUUCCUCGCUCAGCCACCACAACCAGUACCUGCAACCAGAUCUGGCACCUCCUUGAACCGGUCUUGUCACCGCAGACAGAGAUCUUCACCGCAGACAGAGAUCUUCAGCUGCAGGCUGACUUGUCUUGGAUGAAGGGAGGAGCAAGACACAGAGUGAUAACUCAGCAUAUUGGGUCACGUCCUCUGUAUCAGAUAGUGAUCAUCAAGUGAUGUCAGGUCUAGAGGCAACUUCUUACUGAGGACUUGCAUGCUGCAGUGGUCAAUGCUAUCCGAUCCAGCUAGGACGUCUGGCAUUUCUUGCUCCAUAUAUGAAUGGCUAGAUCAACAACAAGAACGAAAAAUCUGGAGCCAUGGAUGAUUGCGUUGAUUGUCCUAGCAGUGUUGGUGGUCCUAGCCCUUGUCAUUGGGUUGCUUGUGUAUUUCUUGAUAUAUGACCAGAAGUUGUUCUUUUACAAUGUUUCCCUUAGAAUCAAUAAUGUCCAAUACCAGCCAAGCAUGGAGAAACAAACCUCGGCAGAAUUUAGAGACCUGAGCUCCAGCACUGAAAAUUUGAUUAAUCAGGCAUUUGAAGGUACUAAUUUAAAGAAAAGAAAGAUCAAGGCACAUGUUGUAAGGCUACGUGAAGACUACAAUGGAGUACUGGCAGACGUGGUGCUGGUGUUUAGAUUCAUUGCCUCAGAUAGCAAAACAGCCCGCUGGAUGAGCAUUAACAGUGUUUUGCUGAGGAGGCUGAAAUUACCAACAUGGCCCUUGAGUAUUGAUCUUUCAUCUUACAGACUCACAGAGAUUAAUGCAGUAAAUGGUGAAAAUCUUCUCAACAGUUGUUGUGGAACACGAACGGACAGAUCUGUGGAGAGAAUCUUUGGAGGAAAUGUUGCAGGGGAAGGCGAAUGGCCGUGGCAAGCUAGUCUUCAGCUGAAUGGCAUCCAUCGCUGUGGGGCUACACUGAUCAGUAAUUCAUGGCUUGUCACCGCAGCCCAUUGCUUUAGAGGAGUCAGGGAUGUCAAUAGUUGGACGGCUAGUUUUGGGGCCCGUUUAAGGCCUGCGACAAUGAGAAGGAACCUUCGCCAGAUCAUCAUCCAUGAGCAUUAUUCUCAGAACGUCAUGAGACAUGAAUAUGACAUUGCUGUCGUGCAGAUCGCACGCCCAGUGGAAUAUACAACUGCUGUGCAUCGUGUUUGUCUCCCGGAGGCUACAUAUUACUUCCCGGAAAACACUACCUGCUUCGUCACAGGAUAUGGUGCUCUGAAAGAUGAUGGUCCUAGUGUCGGUGAACUUCGUCAAACAGAAGUGAAGAUUAUAGGUAAUGAGAUUUGCAAUAGAAGAGAAGUGUACAAUGGAGUCAUUUCAUCGGGGAUGCUGUGUGCUGGAUACCUGGAAGGAGGGAGUGAUGCCUGCCAAGGUGACUCAGGUGGUCCAUUGGUUACUCCUGAUUCUAGAGGAAUAUGGUACCUUGUUGGCAUAGUGAGCUGGGGAGAUGAAUGUGCUAAGCCAAACAAACCCGGAGUCUACACACGAGUGACUUAUUAUCGAGACUGGAUUGCUGCCCACACUGGGGCCUGAAACUUCACAGAAGUUUCACAGGCAAUGUAUGAGCCUGGAACCCAAGACAUUUGGACUAUAAAUAGAUAUUUUUAAUACAGAUAAUUCCAUAGCUUUGGUCAUUUCUGAUUUCAGAGCAGGCACUAUUGUCUUUACUAGAGGCGUCAACAUAAUUCCUUGCCAAAUUAUGCUAAGUCCACUAGCCUCAUUUUAAUAUCAGUUCUAGUUGGGUUUUUUUUACAAGGAGAGGAAUAGAUUGGGGAAUAUAGUUGCACUCAGCAAAAAUAUUUUAUUUGUGUUUCUUUAAGGCUCCAGUCCUUAAAACAGUUCUACUGUCAGGACCCUGUUUUGUUACAGUGGAUUGCUUGCUAUCAUAUAUUUUGAUAACUGACAGUAUUUUAAAACGUUUUCAUUCUAUUUCAUUCAAGUAGUGCACAGUCAGGGACUAGGAGGUACCUUAAUUUAUAAACUCCUCUUUACAUAAGAGUGUAAGAAGAGCCUGCUGGAUCAGGCCAGUGGCCCAUCUAGUCCAGCAUCCUGUUCUCACAGUGGCCAACCAGAUGCCCACGGGAAACCCGCAAACAGGACCUGAGUGCAAAGAGCACUCUCCCCUCCUGUGGUUUCCAGGAGCUGGUAUUCAGAAGCAUACUACCUCUGACUGGGGAGGCAGAGCAUAGCCAUCAUGGCUAGUAGCCAUUGAUUUAAAGACUAAAUAUCCCAGUCACUAAUAUCCCAUUUAGUAUCUUGGGGGGGGGGCUUGGGCCAGGGGCCACCAGUGGUCUCCUUAACUCAUUAACAGUCGAGAGGAGCAAGACAUGCAGACUGAGAAUACCACUGGUAUUCUGUUACUUUGCAUAUAUUCUGAUGUCAUAUUUCUCUUCUUCUUUUUCUUUGUUUUCCCCCUUUAUUUUAACAUUAAUAAAAUACACAAGAAGAACAAAAAUAACCAAAAAUAGCAAAAACAGGCUCGUCCAUUGUCAAAAAAUAAGGCACAAGAGGGUAAUUAAGAAGAAAGGGAAUAAGCAAACACUGAGAGAUCAAAUAGUUUUAAAAUAUCAUAUAAGGGAGGUGUUGUUCUUGGACCCACAAGUGUCACAGAAAGUUCUAGGAGAACACCACCUUUCACAUUGUGUGGUGCACCUACAAUCAUCAAAACAGCAUGGUGCUUUUGCUCAUCUUCCUACACAGUGCGUCAGCGAGAGUUCCUUAGGCUUGGUGAGCUCUUACUGUCUUGACAAGUGCCCCACAUGUGGAUGCCAGACCAGAAAGGGGGCUUCAGAGCACAGGCUGUGCCUAGCCAUUCAGUGAAGCGGACAAGAUGUAAACGGGGCAAGUUAUUUCCCUUCAUGGGACAACAAUAUUGAUUUCUCCAACAAAGAAAGUGCCAGAGCAACUGCGGCCAUUACUCAAAUGGCUGAUGUGACAAUUGUGCAGUGACCAACAGGCAUGCUAGACUUUGAACACCUGCAGGAAGACAGGGUUUGGGGAUCAUAACCAUGCUCUCCUUUUUAAAAACACAACUGGUGAAGAAAUGUUCCUCUUCUGCUCCCCAGAGGGUAUAAAAACCACUUGCCUAUCUCUGCUUGGGAACAAAGCAACUCUACACAGGAGUUUUAAAGUAUGUGAAAGGGAGAACUAACAGUCUGUUCUCGAUUUUGAUUAAUAAUUUGUUUUUGGCAUGUAUAUACACUAAAUCAUUUUCCAUUUUUGCAAUUGAGGUUCCCCUAGUCCCUCCCAGUGUUGUCCUUUCCUUUGUCUGUGCAUCUCCUUUUGCCUGGAACCAAGGAGAGGAAGGGUAUGAGAGCUGGAAGAAAUAGUUCCAUAUGCCUCCCUCCUUUCUUUAUUCUUGUGUGACUCAUGUUGGAAAUGUGAAUCUUAAAACCAGUGUGAGGGAAAAGCACAAUCCAGCAAAAAUUGGUCACAAGUGAGGCAGCAAUCACUGUUGCAUUUACACUGAACUCAGUGGGCCUUACUGUACUUCUGAGUAAGAAUACUCUGAAUUGCACUGAAUUGCACAUUUAACUCAGUGGACCUAUAGUCACAGUGAACACUGUUUUCAGACAUAAGACCUAAAGCAGUUCUUGCUGUAAUAAGGUUUGUUGAGUAAGUGUUAAAGGUUACAUUAGCCAGAACCCACAGUUAGACAAUAUCUUUAUUAGGCCUGAUCAAAAUGUCACAAAAUUGUGGCA